AUGACCAUCUCAGCAUCCCAGAGGCAUCCUCUGGAUCUGUACCCAAGCGAAGAUGUGAUGUUGGAGGUCUACACUGACCUUCGAAGAGUCAUAGAGCUCAUGAACGAGUACUUGGGAUCUUUCCUGACCGGCGGCGAACAAUACAUAGCAUUCACACAGGUGUCCGACGCCGACUUUCUCGACUUCAAGAAAUGGCGAGCGUGUAAUCGCCCUCGUACGUUCCUAGUGCGAGUCUUCCCCGCUCAUAAUACCCUCGUCAUCAAAUUCAAAUCGCCGCUAUGCGAGCGAGUCAUUGAGGCCAUGUACCAAAGGUUCUACAUUCGUAAAUAUCAACACCAUCACGGGCUCACUUCCGAUAUACUCUCUCACGUCGGCCCAACAAUAUACACGAUGCACAACGGACUGCGGUUAGAAGCAGAACAGGCGUAUAUCCCACUUGCAAGCAGACAACCCGAUAGUUACCCGUCACUCAUUAUGGAAUUCGGCGAUACGGCUUCCCUUGAUGCGCUUCGAGUCGAUGCGCGUCUCUGGCUGGAGAAUACCUCCAGCUUCACCCAUUUAGUCCUGGUAGUCGCCUUUUCUACCGAGGAGAUCGUGCUUGAGUGCUGGCAGCAGAUAGAUGGUGUUGCAGAAUGCACACACGAGGUCAGCGUGGAGUAUGACACUGGAAGGGUUCGACAUGCGCCCUUGAUUAUACCGCUAGAGCUGAUCUUGGAUGAAAUGCCUCGCAUUCCGGGUAUAACCGAGGAUGCAACGAUUGCGUUUUCGGAUGAUGACCUUGUCAAUUUUAUGCAGGAGACUAUUCAUAGUGAAAGGCCGUGA
Messenger RNA from Aspergillus nomiae NRRL 13137, 822 nucleotides. RefSeq lists its product as uncharacterized. The record is from RefSeq and is a predicted model, not a curated record. The coding region runs from base 1 to 822 and encodes 273 amino acids. The transcript has a single exon. NCBI's taxonomy places the organism in Eukaryota, Fungi, Ascomycota, Eurotiomycetes, Eurotiales, Aspergillaceae.